UGUAGCUUCUCAAGAGAGUACAGAGUUUACAGUUGUGCAGGCAACACCCUUCGCCUGCUCUUGCACGGAGGCGUUCCCUGGAAACAACCCAGCCCAAGACGUUUCUCACGAGGCACCACAUCACACUAUAGAGCCACCCAACGAAUACCCAUAUGUGAAACUUAUACCCUAUAUGAACGCGUCAUUGCAGACCUCGGCCCCGACAAGGUAAGCCGAGUGGCACAAUUAGAGCCACACAAGGCCGACGCAUAAGGCGAUACUGGCUUUGUUCCCCUGGGCCGCCGCCACAUUGAUGGGCCACCCGACUCUGCUUUUAUAAGCCGGCGAGCGUGUGCACACACCAUCCAGAACAUAAAUCAUGGCGCACCCACUAUACGCGCUCUGCCUCCCUCCACCGACGUACAGUGGAGUGUGGGACGUCGGACUGCAGUGUCACCGGACAAUCAAAAUCCUUCGCCGAGGGCCACUGGUCAGCAAAUCUUAUCUCACAAGCCUCAGCCACGUCGUCAAACGGGCCGUCAAACGCAUGAGGGUUCUUUUCAAGCGAGCCAAGGUCUUCGGGUACAUUUCCGGUCUCGUUAGGGUGCUCGGCAGAACGGCGAUCCUGGCUGCCAUCGUCUGCUUGCGGCCGCUGGUCUUGUUCGAAUGCUUUGCGCUGUGUAUCGUGGUGGCGGAUGUAGCCGACAGUCCCAUGACCGCGGCGUCGAUUUUGUUGAAGACGUUCUGCGUCGCGUACGGGCUGCUACUUGCUGCGCAUGUACUAGAUGCAUUGUCUUUGUGAGCGUCGAUAGAAGUAGAUCAGUCGUAGGAAGUACAACAGAAACGCGUAUGUCCCGACACGGCAACUCGACCAUGGAGCUGUUAGGAAUAUGGCCUUUUAGACACUUGUAUUAGCUCUUAAACUGCGCUAUAGUCAAGUUGCGUCAGAUGAUCAAGAAUAAAGCUUAAUAAAGAAAAGGACGCUUGCUCGGCUUUCGAGAACUUCGACCUAUCUCGCACUGCACUCGCAAAGCCAAUCGGCCUGCAGUCCUUAUAUGGUGGUCAAAACCCAAUAGACAGUGGGCGGAGACCUCGAGUGCGCACCGCGAAAUGUACGAGUGCCGGGCUGAGAUUGGCAGUGCAAUUGAUAGUGAGAUUUGCGUAAGCAAACAUCAAGCACGACGGCACUGAGUGUCCGCUCUCUACUUCGUUUUAGGGUCCACGACAUAACUGCUGGCACCUUUGUCGCGUAGCUUUAGUUCCGGCACGCGUUGCGGCGCGUGCCAAAGCACCUCAAAAUUGGACAACGACGGUGCAAACAUUCUGCAAAUGAAGAGUGACGCUAAUAACAACGACACAGGCAAGGAACGCACGACAAGCCGGCAUCGUAUCGAUAAGCUAUCUUCAGCACGAGAACCCCUCUCGUCUAUUCUCGCUUGCCG
This is a messenger RNA of Phanerochaete carnosa HHB-10118-sp, 1421 nucleotides long. RefSeq lists its product as uncharacterized. NCBI's taxonomy places the organism in Eukaryota, Fungi, Basidiomycota, Agaricomycetes, Polyporales, Phanerochaetaceae. Bases 359 to 781 code for a protein of 140 amino acids. The record is from RefSeq and is a predicted model, not a curated record. The transcript is spliced from 2 exons.